CCAGUCUUCCUCCGUGGCCCUUGGGGCAGCAGCUCACACCUGUUCAUUCUGGUGAUUAAAACCAGACGCAGAGGCACCUCUGUUUGAAUCUUGUCACUGUGUCUUCUCCCUGGUUUGGUGGCCUGCUCCUGGAGUGCUCAGUUCUGCUGCCAACAUGCCCACCCAGCUGGAGAUGGCCAUGGACACCAUGAUUAGAAUCUUCCACCGCUAUUCUUGCAAGGAAGGGGACAGAUUCAAGCUCAACAAGGGGGAACUGAAAAUGCUCCUGCAGCGCGAGCUCACAGAGUUCCUCUCGUGCCAAAAGGAUCCUCAGUUGGUUGAUAAGAUAAUGCAGGACCUGGACGCCAAUAAGGACAACGAAGUGGAUUUUAAUGAAUUCGUGGUCAUGGUGGCAGCUCUGACAGUUGCUUGUAAUGAUUACUUUGUAGAACAAUUAAAGACGAAAGGAAAAUAAAGAUAAGUAGCAAGCUAACCUAAAGGCAGAAAUAUAUCCAAAGUUACUUACCAUUCAUCUACACCCUUCAGAUCUAUAGACACAGUCAUGUCAUUUAAAGAUAUAAUAUACCUAUAAUUACUUGCUGGUAUUAUUUAA
Messenger RNA from Galeopterus variegatus (Sunda flying lemur), 592 nucleotides. It is a transcript of the gene S100Z, whose product is annotated as S100 calcium binding protein Z. NCBI's taxonomy places the organism in Eukaryota, Metazoa, Chordata, Mammalia, Dermoptera, Cynocephalidae. Bases 155 to 454 code for a protein of 99 amino acids. The transcript is spliced from 3 exons. Gene Ontology annotation, cellular component: cytoplasm. Gene Ontology annotation, molecular function: calcium ion binding. The record is from RefSeq and is a predicted model, not a curated record.